UUUUACUUUGAUUUAUCCAGCAGCAGUGGAUUUAUCCGGAUUACCUCCAGCGAAUUCUAGCGACGACAUCUUGAGAUGGGUGUCCACGGCGUACCAGCACAAGGCAUGGAGUGCUUGGCCACGAUGGAAGACAUCACAAGCGAAACGUAUGUAGAGUACCAGACGUUCCCGAGUCUGCAGUGGCAUCCCUGCCAGUUUAGUGCUGAAGUCGUGACCCAAUUGCAAGAAGCUCAGUUCCCUGCGUUCAUGAAAGGUGUCCAAGAGCCCGAUUGCAAGGCCGAGUUGCGGCGUUUGUUGGCCAAAGGGCCUCCUAUCUGGGUCGAAGACAAGUACGGGUUUCCACUGCCUGACAACGGUGACACGCACGUCGUUGCGUUGUGGUUCAGCAGCACAAACGAAGAGAAGAGUGCGAAAUUACAUGGGGCCGUCGAAGGUGACGAGAGAGAAAAGCUGUGGUCGGAACUGAAGGAGCUGUUGCAGGCCAUGGAAGACGACAAGGAGGAAGUUCGAGACUGAGUCCGACCAAGUAGAACAUAUUUGGUACUUGGACGAUUGAAUAAAUCCAUGUCACUUGCAA
Molecule: messenger RNA, 577 nt
Organism: Aphanomyces astaci
Lineage: Eukaryota; Oomycota; Saprolegniomycetes; Saprolegniales; Verrucalvaceae
Exons: 2
Coding region: 76-516 (146 amino acids)
Source: RefSeq, a predicted model, not a curated record